Molecule: messenger RNA, 861 nt
Organism: Arachis duranensis
Lineage: Eukaryota; Viridiplantae; Streptophyta; Magnoliopsida; Fabales; Fabaceae
Exons: 1
Coding region: 1-861 (286 amino acids)
Source: RefSeq, a predicted model, not a curated record
AUGGCUGAGGCUGUGCGUGAAACGGCAACUGCUACUACACGAGCAAUUGACCGUUUAGGGGAGAGGAACGGAGAUCGUAACGGAGGACGCAAUGGUGAACGUGGUGGAGAUGGUAAUGAUAAUGAAGGCAAUGGAAAUCACGAUAACCCUAUGACACUGGCAACCUUUCUGAAGGUGAAUUCGCCCAAGUUUAAGGGGACGCUUGUUGCAACUGAAGCUGACAAUUGGUUUCGUGGUAUUGAGAAGUCAUUGCGAGCACAACAUGUACCAGAAAGACAGUACGUGAAAUUUGCAACCUAUAUGCUGGAGGGAGAAGCUGAACACUGGUGGCAUGGAGUGCAGCGCUUGUUAAGGCAGGUGGUGGAAGAGAUUGACUGGGAUACUUUUAAGGAGGAAUUUUACAAAAAGUAUUUCCCUAGAAUUGUUCGUGAUGCUAAAGAAAUGGAAUUGAUGCAGUUGACGCAGGGGAAUAUGUCAGUGGCAGAAUAUACUCGAAAAUUUGAGGAUUUGUGCCGAUUCUCUAAGAUCUGUCAGGGAAACCCAGAUGAUUUUGAGGAAUGGAAGUGUUUGAAGUACAAAGGAGGACUCUGCGAAGAACUAAUGCACUCGUUGGUAGCACUGCAAAUACAAAAUUUUGCAGAGCUUGUCAAUAGGAGUCAGUUGGUGGAAGAUUGUACCAAGAAGGUGGCGGCAGCAAAGAUGAGUCGUCAAGAAUUACCUCCGAAAAAUUUUAAUCGGUAUAUAGCCCCUCAGGGAAGGGACUUUAAAAUGAAUAGGACACUUUCUUAUGGGAAUCAGCAAGUUAGUAAUCUUUCUGCUCGUGACAAUAUCGAUAGGCAAGGACGAGAUACUGGAAAGUGA